This is a messenger RNA of Dama dama (fallow deer), 2602 nucleotides long. It is a transcript of the gene NR0B1, whose product is annotated as nuclear receptor subfamily 0 group B member 1. The record is from RefSeq and is a predicted model, not a curated record. Gene Ontology annotation, biological process: negative regulation of transcription by RNA polymerase II. Gene Ontology annotation, cellular component: nucleus; cytoplasm. The transcript has 2 exons. The coding region runs from base 1 to 1413 and encodes 470 amino acids. Lineage: Eukaryota; Metazoa; Chordata; Mammalia; Artiodactyla; Cervidae. Gene Ontology annotation, molecular function: transcription corepressor activity; transcription factor binding.
AUGGCGGGCGAGUACCACCCGUCGCAGGGCAGCAUCCUGUACAACAUGCUCAUGAGCGCCAAGCAAGUGCAAGCGACCCCGGAGCCGCCCAAGGCACGGGUGGCGGCCGCGUGCUGGGGCUGCUCCUGUGGCUCUGAGCCCCCGGUGGGCAGAGAGGGACUGACCGGGGCGCCGGCCACGGUGCUCCUGUACCGCUGCUGCUUUUGCGGGGAAAACCACCCGCGGCAGGGCAGCAUCCUCUACAACCUGCUCAUGAACGCCAAGCAAGCGCAGGAGACGCCGCAGGCGCCCGGAGGACUGGGGGGUGCGUGCUGGGGCUGCUCCUGUGGCUCGGAACCCCCGGCGGGCAGAGAGGGGCUGACCGGUGUGCGGACCACCGUGCUUCUGUACCGCUGCUGCUUUUGCGGGGAAAACCACCCGCGGCAGGGCAGCAUUCUCUACAGCUUGCUCACCAGCGCCAAGCAGACGCACGUGGCGCCGGAAGCUCCCGAGGCGCGGCCGGGGGGCGCGUGGUGGGACCGCGCUGCCAGCGCGCGGAGGCUAGGGGGCCGAGAGGAACUGCGGGGCGGGUGGCCCGGUGCGCUCCCGUGCCGCUGCUCCUUUUGCGGGGAAGACCACCCGCAGUGGGGCAGCCUCCCCUGCCACGUGCCCCCGGGCGCCAAGCCGACGGACUGGGCUCGAGAGGCACCGCCGGGGACCCCCUGGUGGGACCCCGCGCGCGGCGUGCGGCGGCGGGUGGCCCUCAAGAGCCCACAGGUGGUCUGCGAGGCCGCCUCGGCGGGCCUGUUGAAGACGCUGCGUUUCGUCAAGUACUUGCCCUGUUUCCAGGUGCUCCCCCUGGACCAGCAGCUCGUGCUGCUGCGCAGCUGCUGGGCGCCGCUGCUCAUGCUGGAGCUGGCCCAGGACCGCCUGAACUUUGAGACGGUGGAGACCUCUGAGCCCAGCCUGCUGCAGAGCGUCCUCGCCACCAGGCGGCGGGAGACCGCGGGCAACGAGCCACCGCCCCAGCCCCCGCUGCCGCCGCACUCGGUCCUGCCGCUGGAGGCCGGGUAUUUGCCGUCGGCCGCCGAGGUCCAGACCAUCAAGGGCUUCCUUGCCAAGUGCUGGAGCCUGGAGAUAACUACCAAGGAGUACGCCUACCUCAAGGGGACCGUGCUCUUCAACCCGGAUCUGCCAGGCCUGCAGUGCGUGAAGUACAUCCAGGGACUUCAGUGGGGAACUCAACAGAUACUGAGCGAACACGUCAGGAUGACACACGUGAUGUACCAGGCCAGGUUCGCUGAACUGAACAGUGCCCUCUUCCUUCUGAGAUUCAUCAGCGCCAACACCCUGGCCGAGCUGUUCUUCAGGCCCAUCAUUGGCGCAGUCAGUAUGGACGAUAUGAUGCUGGAGAUGCUCUGUGCAAAGUUGUGAAGGCACACGGGCCACACAUGUGCUGUUCACCAUGAAGCACAAUGGAGCAGCUAUGAGCAGAAGUGUAAAAUAGUGUAAAAUGAAGCUUCUUAUUAUUUUUACACACAGUAUUUUUGUAGUCCGUUAAAGAAAAACUCUAGUUACAGAUGAUUAGAAAAUCCUCUGUUCCAUGCUGCAUCACUGCAAGGGGAAGUGUUUCCCAAUAGGAAACGCAUCUCUGUACAUCUUUUAAAGACAGAGCAGGGGGUUUGCACUCAUACACUAUUUUUGUCACAGUCUCUCCACUGAACCUGCUGAAAUCAAAUUUGGAACAUUAAGUUAUAAUGUUAAGUUGUUAACCACUCAUUUGGUCGCAAAAAGUUUCAUCAGGGUUUAAGGACAGCUUCAAAAAAUAUUAAACACCUAGGCAGUGUAAACAAAAAUUACUUUUGUGGGUUUACUCUGUUUGCUACUCCCAUUAGCUGUGGGGAAGACUGUCUUUGUACAAAGUCGAGUGGAAAUCUCUGAUCAGAGAGGUACCUGAAAGUGAAAUAGGAGGCUUUUCAGAGUUUUAGUGUGGGAUUUUUCUGUACACAGUAAAUAAAGUUCAAGAAGCUUAUAUUCUAUAAGGAGGCUCUAUAGUUCCAGAAAAUCAACAUCAUUCUAAAUCCCCAAUUUUAUCUCACCUUUUAGAUGCAUUACAUAUAUAACUGUCACAUUGAAUGAGCAUGGUAUGAAAUAUAAAGUGACUUUAUUGUUGGCUCCUGCUGCCCCUUUAAAUGCAAUCAAUGAAGCUAGUUCUUCCUUGUCCCUGGAUAAAAUUUAGGGAACUAAAUGUUUAUUCACAUAGGUAAUAAAUUGCUCAUCAGUGAUUAAUACAUCUAGUCCAGGUUAAUAAUCCAUUGCAAGGGACUCUUGAAAUUUCUUCUGUGCAGACUUCUUUGGCAGUGUGAUACAUCUAUGGACAUCUUCUCAGAAUAAGGCUCUUGAUAAUGCAGCAAAUAAAAUACUUAGGAUUCCAAAGAAAAUGAGUUAUGUCAAAAGAUAGUAUUAAGAAUGUUAAACUUUCUGCUAUACAGUAGAGUGACUCAGGUAUGCACAGAUACAUUCCGUUUUAUACUCUUCUCCAUUAUGAUUUAUCCCAGGACAUUAAAUACAGCUCCCUGUGUUACUUAAUAGAAACUUGUUAUCCAUCCACCCUAUAAAUCAA